This is a messenger RNA of Fonticula alba, 2869 nucleotides long. RefSeq lists its product as hypothetical. Bases 221 to 2566 code for a protein of 781 amino acids. The record is from RefSeq and is a predicted model, not a curated record. Lineage: Eukaryota; Rotosphaerida; Fonticulaceae. Gene Ontology annotation, cellular component: cytoplasm. Gene Ontology annotation, molecular function: ATP binding; heat shock protein binding. Gene Ontology annotation, biological process: protein refolding; response to heat. The transcript is spliced from 5 exons.
CUCUCUCUCCCUCUCUCUCCCUCGCCCCUCGCCCCGUUCGAGCCUGAUUCCCCCCUCCUCCCUAUCAAGGCAUCUGCCGGGCGAUCCUCCCCCCUCCCCGCUCCCCUGCACUCUGAUUGCGCACCUGUCUGCCUGCGAUCCCUGAUUAUACCCACCACGCGCUUCGGCUCUCGGCAAACUCCCCUCUUCUCCCUCCCUCUCUCCCCUCCUCCCCUCCGCCAUGUCGCUCCUGAUGUCCGCCCUGGGCUCCGCGGGCCGUCGGGCUGGUUCCCUGCGUUCGGCCACCAUGGCAGCCCGCUCGGGUGGCCUCUUCGCCGCCAGCCGGCUGGCCUUCAACACUCAGCCUCCCUCUUCCACCGCCGGGCCGUCGGUUGUCCGGCGCAAUCUCACCGAGGAGGCGCUCAAGCUCAAUCUCUAUGACGUCCUCGGCGUUUCGAAGAAUGCCACCGAUGCCGAGAUCAAGUCCGCUUCAUCCCGGAUCGUCCGCGAGGCGCACCCGGAUCGCAACCAGGGUGACCACUCGAACCAGGAAAAGCUGCAGCAAGCCCUGCUGGCCAAGAAGAUUUUGCUCGAUAAGGAGAAGCGCGCCCAGUAUGACACACUGCUUGAGGCUGGCCGGGUCGGGCCCAACGCCGGUGGCAUGGACGGCUUCGGGUUCGACUUCAACUGGGCCGGCGGCCAUGGCGGCCACGGCAGUGGGGACAUCUUUUCCGACAUCCUGGAGAACAUGAUGCGCCAGGGAAUGGGCGGCGGCCCGGGCGGCAUGUUCCGCCGACGCGGCGAGGAUGUCGUGGCCAAUGUCAGCCUGACUCUGGUGGAGGCCAUCACCGGGUGCGAGAAGGAGGUGGAGUUCCGCGCGGCGGUCACCUGCCCCUCGUGCUCCGGAGCCGGCACCAGCAAGAACACCCGGCCGCGGGUGUGCUCCCAGUGCCGGGGGAGCAAAUUCGUCCGGCAGAAUUUCCUCAAUGCCUCCUACGUGCAAAUGUGCCCCUCGUGCAAUGGCACCGGGCAGGAGGAGUUCCUGUGCCACCCUUGCGAGGGCGAGGGCGUGGUGCUGGACCACAAGCGCGUGACCAUCAAGGUGCCUCCCGGCAUGGCCGACGGCAAUGCCAUGGAGAUUGGCGGCAGCGGCGGGGCCGGCUCCCGCAAGGGCCCGCCCGGGGACCUGACCGUGGUCUUCCAGGUGGCCACCCGUGACAAUACCCGCGGCUGGGAGCGCAAGGAGCACGACAUCGUGGCCCGGGUGGACAUUUCGCUGGCCGACGCGCUGCUCGGCAUCCAGGGGCUCCCGGUCAACACCAUCGACGGCACGAAGCUGGUCGAUGUGCCGGCCGGGUCCAAUACCGGGGCCGAGAUCCGCCUCCCGCGGCUGGGUGUGCCCUAUGUGUCGGAUCACAGCUCCCGGCGUCCGCGCCGCGGUGACCAUGUUGUGUCGAUCAAUGUCCGCAUGCCCGGGGCCCUGGGCGAGCGGCCGCUGACCGAAGCCCAGACGGUGCUCCUGCGCACCUUCGCCGACAGCAUGCGCCCGGGGCCGGAGGCGGCUGCCGAGGCGGCUGCCGCGGCGCGGGCCAUCAUCGCCCGUCGGGAGGGCGCGGCCAGGGCGGGCGCGGCCAAGGAGGCUGCCACCGCGGCGGCGGCCGCUGCCGCCACUGCCACCACCACGGCCCCGGUCGACUCCUCCAGCCCCGAGGCCACGGCCUCCGGUGAGGGUGGCACCCCGGCCGCUGGCUCUGACGAUGGUGGUGCCGCUGCGGCGGCUGCCCCCUCGGCGGGCGCUGACUCGACCGAGGCGUCGGCCCCGAGCGACUCUCUCCUCUCCAAGCUUCGCACGGCCGCCAUGGCGUCGCCGGAGAAGUACACCCGGGUGCUGGCACACCUGGAGCUGCUCGACGCCCAGGAGGCUUCUGGCGUGCAGGAGGGCGAUCCAUCGCCGGAUGACAUCUUCACCGACAUCAUCAACGAGCUGGUGAUUGUGCUCUUGCGUCAGUCGGCCGACGACCCGGCGGUCUCUCGGCCCGAGGCGGAUCUCUACCGGGCGUUGUUGCGGACCAUGGAGUCGCGCAUGGCCCCGGAGGAGGUGGCCACCCCGGAGGAGGCGGUCGACCGGCUGACUGAGGCCCAGUUCAUGGCCAAGCUCCGGCGACUGGCCUCGGCCGACGAGAGCGACGGUCUGGAGGACGAUUUUGUCUACGACCCGUCCAUCAUGCACGCCUUCACCGGUGGUCCGGCGUCGGCCUUUGCCGGUGGCGCCUCUUCCUCCUUCUCCUCUUCCUCGGGCUUUUCCUCAUCUUCCUCCUCGUCGGGCUCCGAUUCCGACUCGCCCGGCCUGGGUGACACCACCAAGCCCCCGCCGGCGGCAUCCGCCACCGGCAAGUCUCGUCUGAUGCCGGGGGAGAUCGACACGGCGAACCUCUUCUCCAACACGCGGUCACCCGUUGACGGGGGCCAGACGAAGCUCUACUCCCAUCGGCCGAUCACCGCCAAGCAUGGGGCCGAUGGUGGUGCAGCCUCGGCCGACAAGAAGAAGAAGAAGAAGCACCAUCCCCUGAAGAAGAAGAAGAAGUAGAGCCGUGCGUGCAUCGCGCAUCGCGCAUCGCGCAUCGCGCAUGUGCGUGGUGCUGUGUGCGCACCGCACCGCCUCCGGCAGAGGGGGGAGAGAGGGGGGCGGGGCUCUCCCAUGAGUCCCCCCCCCCUUCUUGCGUUUUUGUCUUCCCACUUUCCCCCUUGCUCCUCGUUUCCCCCUUGCUCCCCCCUCUGCUCUAUUCUCCUCCGGGGACCGCCCUUAUCCUCCUUGCCCUUUGAAUGUCCCCACUCCUCCUUUCUGUUGCUGCGACGGUGUCCGGUGUGAGUGUGCGUGUGUGCAUGUGUG